Molecule: messenger RNA, 1919 nt
Organism: Jaculus jaculus (lesser Egyptian jerboa)
Lineage: Eukaryota; Metazoa; Chordata; Mammalia; Rodentia; Dipodidae
Gene: Slc11a1
Product: solute carrier family 11 member 1
Exons: 14
Coding region: 1-1530 (509 amino acids)
Biological process (GO): metal ion transport
Cellular component (GO): plasma membrane
Molecular function (GO): iron ion transmembrane transporter activity; cadmium ion transmembrane transporter activity; manganese ion transmembrane transporter activity
Source: RefSeq, a predicted model, not a curated record
AUGAUGCGUGACAAGAGCACCCUGGGGCAGAGCAGAUCCAGCUAUGGCUCCAUCUCCAGCCCACCUGGCUCAGCGCCUCAGGAAGGGUCUCCUCAGAAGACCUACCUGAGCGAGAAGAUUCCCAUCCCAGGCUGCGCGGAACCGGGCACAUUCAGCCUUCGGAAGCUGUGGGCAUUCACAGGGCCUGGCUUCCUCAUGAGCAUCGCUUUUCUGGACCCUGGGAACAUCGAGUCGGACCUUCAGGCUGGCGCUGUAGCUGGAUUCAAACUGCUCUGGGUGCUGCUGUGGGCCACUGUGCUGGGCUUACUCUGCCAGCGACUGGCUGCCCGACUAGGUGUGGUGACAGGCAAGGACUUGGGCGAGGUCUGCCAUCUCUACUACCCCAAGCUACCCCGCACCCUUCUCUGGCUGACCAUCGAGCUAGCCAUCGUGGGCUCAGACAUGCAGGAGGUCAUCGGCACAGCUAUUGCCUUCAAUCUGCUCUCGGCUGGACGAAUCCCUCUCUGGGGUGGCGUCCUGAUCACCAUCGUGGACACCUUCGUCUUCCUCUUUCUGGAUAACUAUGGUCUGCGGAAGCUGGAAGCCUUUUUUGGAUUCCUUAUUACCAUUAUGGCCUUGACCUUCGGCUAUGAGUACGUGGUGGCACGCCCAGCUCAGGGAGCCCUUCUCCGGGGCCUGUUCCUGCCUUCGUGCGCAGGCUGCGGUCAGCCCGAGCUGCUGCAGGCCGUGGGCAUCGUUGGCGCCAUCAUUAUGCCCCACAACAUCUACCUGCACUCGGCCUUGGUUAAGUCUCGAGAGGUGGACAGGGUCCGCCGAGUGGACAUCCGAGAAGCCAACAUGUACUUCCUGAUCGAGGCCAUCAUCGCCCUGUCUGUCUCCUUCAUCAUCAACCUCUUUGUCAUGGCGGUCUUCGGGCAGGCCUUCUACCAGGAAACCAACCAGGACGCGUUCAACACCUGCGCCAACAGCAGCCUCCGCGACUACGCCAAAAUCUUCCCCCGGGACAACGACACCGUGUCGGUGGACAUUUACCAAGGAGGCUUCCUGAGGCUGCGGUGGUCCCGCUUCGCCCGCGUGCUCCUCACCCGCUCCUGCGCCAUCCUGCCCACCGUGCUGGUGGCUGUCUUCCGCGACCUGAGGGACCUGUCGGGCCUCAACGAUCUGCUCAACGUGCUGCAGAGCCUGCUGCUGCCCUUCGCUGUACUGCCCAUCCUGACCUUCACCAGCAUGCCAGCGGUCAUGCAGGAGUUCGCCAAUGGCCUGCUGAGCAAGGCUGUCACCUCAUUCAUCAUGACACUGGUCUGCGCCAUCAACCUUUACUUCGUGGUCAGCUACGUGCCCAGCCUCCCCCAUCCUGCCUACUUCGGUCUCGUAGCUGUGCUGGCUGCUCCCUAUGUGGGGCUCACCGCCUAUCUGAUCUGGACCUGUUGCAUCGCCCACGGAGUCACCUUUCUGACCCACAGCUCCCACCAGCACUUCCUGUAUGGGCUCCCCGCAGAGGAUCGGGAGCAUGGGGAGGCCUCCGGGUGACCUGCACCCAGCGUCUUGCUGGGAGGUGGAACGAGGGGGCCUACUGGUCCCAGGGGUAGAAUGGACUUGCAGACAGCAAGACGCUGCGGGGCGCCCACAGACCCGCCACCAGGGCCUUUCUUCGUGGACUUGGGACUCCAGUUGAGACAAAGGCUUCGGCCGUUAAGUUUCAGUUACCGGAUCCGUGAGCUCACACCCAUCUUACCAUGGACUUAAAACACUUUCAACACAGUGUCUGGAGCUUGGGACCCAAAAGUCAUCCCCAAAAUAUUUAUUUGGUUCAUGUUUGUAAUCCCAGAAGGAAGACUUGAGUUCCAGACUAGCGUAUGCCUACUUAGCAAAAUGCUCAUAAAAUACUACUACUAAUAAUAAUAAAAUCCAUGAAGCUG